Oncorhynchus gorbuscha (pink salmon) is the source of this 1320-nucleotide messenger RNA. Its product is annotated as LETM1 domain-containing protein LETM2, mitochondrial-like. NCBI's taxonomy places the organism in Eukaryota, Metazoa, Chordata, Actinopteri, Salmoniformes, Salmonidae. The coding region runs from base 304 to 717 and encodes 137 amino acids. The record is from RefSeq and is a predicted model, not a curated record. The transcript has 5 exons.
CAUUUUAUACGGAUGUACCUCAAACUACCGGUGGCGCCAUGGCUGCGUUCCAGUUCGCAUUCUUCAUGAGUCCUGCGCAAGGUUCAAGGAAGUUAAGGCCUCUCUAGCUGAAACUUCCCCGUCCCCAGCAGAGAAUAGAGUCCCAGUCCCCACUGCCACAUCCUCGCAGGCUGCCCCUACUCCAAACAUUCCCCAGACUGAGUGGUAGCGCCUAAAUCAAUUGGGCAGAGAGUAGCGGACAAACUAAAGCACUACUAUCAUGGAUGUCGGUUGCUUGGGAUUGACACGAACAUCGCAAGGAGGAUGGUGUGGAGGUUACAACACGGCCAACCACUCACGAGGAGAGAGCGCAGAAAGUGGUUGGCUCUUCACCUGAAGGAGAAUGUUCCUCCAUCUCUCGUGCUGCUGUCCCAUGCCAUGUACCAGACCGACCUCACCUCCAAGUCCUCUGUCAUCCUCCCCAUCGUCAAACUGGAGCAAGUCGCCGCCCCCUCUCCCGCAGAGAUCGAGGCCCCUGUCAAAGACAAGCCCGUGUCUGCGUCACUAGAAGUCCUGGUGGACUCUGCCCCCAUUAUCAUGGACAGGAAGGUGGAGAGAGUUUUGGAUAAAGCCAGGAUUGUGGAAUCGAAGAUGGCGUCACCAGAAGCUCAGUUAAUGCAUGCAAAAGGUGCUGAGUUGGCUGCCAAUGCCUACUCUACUGGGUCCCACACUCACUAGCUGCAUAGACUGCCGAAGGAAGCUGCAAUCCCAACCCCCCUUUCCCCUUUCACUUAUAAAAACAACCCAUUUAUUUUAUUAACCUUUCUGCAAUUCAAUUCCAAGUUUGUAAAUUGCCUAAAACAUGUGGGAGUCAAAAGUUUAGUUGAUAAAUUGGCAAUGCUUUUAAUUCGGGGAGAACCACUUGUCCAAUUGCCCUUUAGGUUUAGAUGUGUAUAAUUUAUUUUAAGUUAGUCAGAAGUCAAAUGUAAUUUUUUUCUCACCUAUUAUUACAACUAUGGAAAGCCACCAACUCAAUGUCUGCUUCCCCAAGGGCUCAAAAACAGACCUUUUGUCAAACAGUUUUUAUAUAUUCUUUCUUUUUGGUGUUUAGUUUUUAAAUGUAAUUUUCAGCCUGAGGCAACAGGUGCUUCCAUUUAACUCAAUACCUCGGGAUCUCAAGUAUAGAAUUCCAGAAAGUUUUAACUUGUGAUUUUCUACCUCAAGUGAAUUACAGUCAGAAAUGGUACAAUCUUCAGUUUUCUGAUCGAUAAGAAGCUUACAUGCCUCCAGUAAAAUGGAAGAUGUUUAAUUGCAAUAUUAAAAGUACCAUUUCAGUCAACA